AUGUGCUUCACGGUAUCUGAAAAUUUUGACAAAAAGAAAGCAGUGGAUAUUGUGUACUUAGAUUUUGCUAAGGUUUUCAAUAAAGUACCGCAUAAACGUUUGGCCUUAAAUUUAGAGACAAGUGGAAUCACAGCAAGCACACUUAAGUGUGUUUCUAACGGGUUACAAGAUAGAUGCCAAAAAAUGACACUAAAUUAUGUGCCGUUGAAGACCACGAUGAAUAUAUUUAAAUUCCAUCAUGCGAUCUGUGAAAAAUAUGCAAAUGAGCUGAGGAUUGACAGAUUUGCAUACCGACAAAUGCGCAGUCAUACAUAUGGGAGCCACCAACAAGAAAAACGUAUUCAAACUAGGAAAACACCACUAAAAAUGUUGAAGAGGAAAAGGGUUAUGAGGCUACUUAAUCCUAGUAUCCCGAGAGCCAGGAACAUAUCAGAAUAUGAUUGCCUGAUAUCAAAAAUGUUCCCAGAAAAGACAGGUCCCAUCAAAAUUCCGAUGCCACUGAAAAUGGCUGUCAAGUACCAAGCAGUGCUCAAUGGAAGCUCCAUGACCUGA
Molecule: messenger RNA, 552 nt
Organism: Helobdella robusta
Lineage: Eukaryota; Metazoa; Annelida; Clitellata; Rhynchobdellida; Glossiphoniidae
Exons: 4
Coding region: 1-552 (183 amino acids)
Source: RefSeq, a predicted model, not a curated record